UUUAUUGGGAUUUUUAAUGUUCAUUUUAAGUCUAUUGAAAAAUCAUCAAAAAAAUUUGAUUUCGUAUUUUAUAGUAAAAUAAUAAUUAUAAAUACAAGUUGUAAAAAAUUAAUUGUGGAAAUAAAACUCUUCAUCCAUUGUAGUACGCCAAGUCAGAAGUUCCAUAUUACUAAUAAGCUAUGGCAAAAAGCGCUUUUCAUGGAGACACCCAAUUCACUUUUGGAGACGAAGAUUUGACUGCUUUUGAAAGAUUUGUCGCUGGGGACUUCUCAGAAUUUGGGCACCUACUACCAGGAAACAUAGUGAAUCCUCAAGGAAGCUCGAGGGGUCCCGGUGGCCCCGGACAAAGCUUCAUGUAUUCACCAGGUCAUCGGCAGUUAGGUGGAUACGGCACCACUGGAUUAGGAAUGUCUUCACCCUCCGGAGGUAUUGGUGGGUUUGGAAUAGGAGGGGACUACAGUUCUCAUGGAAUAGGCACAGGUGCUAGUCCCGAUCUAGGAUUGGUUGGAGUUACGGGCGGGCUGUUUGAUUACUCUAAUCCGUAUGAUGGUAGAAUCACGUGUGGUUCAAGAUGUUAUUGUCCAGGAGGUGGUUUAGGAUUACCUUGCUGCUCUUUGACCGACGUUUUCACCGGGGGACACUUCCGAUUGAUAAAUUGUCCUGAAGGUAUGUGUACUGAUUACUAUUAACUUGCUGAGUUCUCGAAAUCCUAUUUUAAUGCAUUCUGAAUAUGUUGAAAUUUUAUAACGUAUUUAUCCUGGAAUAAACAAAAUAUCUCUGUUCAACUUUUAAA
This is a messenger RNA of Hermetia illucens (black soldier fly), 793 nucleotides long. RefSeq lists its product as uncharacterized. The record is from RefSeq and is a predicted model, not a curated record. NCBI's taxonomy places the organism in Eukaryota, Metazoa, Arthropoda, Insecta, Diptera, Stratiomyidae. The transcript is spliced from 5 exons. Bases 180 to 689 code for a protein of 169 amino acids.